AUGAUUUUACUAUUAUUUUGUAUACUUUUUCGAUUUUCGCUAACUCAAGAAAAUAUAUGUGAUGCAGAUUUGAAACCGAGGAAAUUGGGUGGGUAGAUCAUAGUUUGGCGUUCAAUUUUUUUUUUGAAUUCUGGUGCCAAAAAUAAACGUAGAAAAAACAUUUUGAAAAUCAAACAUUGGCGUUAAAAAAAUCCACUAAAAAUCAAUAACUUUUCAGCGGUAGUCGGAGUUUGGACCCGAAAAUUCGAUUCAAAUUCAACAUCUCAAUAUCGGAUUUCAGAUGAGGAUUUGAGUGUGAGAGGAUAUGAAAGGUAGCCGAAUUUCGACUCAUUUGAAUUAGCUUUACUUAUGCCCCUAAAACUCUAGCCUAACUUUAAGAUAGCUUCAUUCUAAUUUUUCCAGAUCAAACAGCGAUAAAGCCAGCUCAACAGUAAUGUUAGCCAGGCAUCCCGAAAAUUGUAUAGUUCCAAGCUGCGCAGUUCGGCUAACUGCAAUGAUUCAGAAAAAUGGAGCAAUUUUGCAUACGGAUAAUUCGAUGUUGCUCAAAAAAGGCACACAAUUUCGGGACCAAGAUGAGGGUAUUAUGGACAAUUUAGAAGAUGAAUUCUAUUGCGCAAAAUCGAAUGGAAGUUGUGGAGCCGAUGUGCCAAUUUAUCGAUUGGUUAGACAUUCACUGAAUGGACCUCGUUAGUGUUUUUUUUGGGAAAAAGCAUGAAAAGUUUCGAUUUUAAUAGAAUUUAUUAUUUCGCCUCUUCUAUCAUCUUUCAGACUACGCCUACUCAUUCGAUACCACCGGACCCAAUCCCCUCCCUGGCUACGAGAAGGAAUUCUUCCCAAUUUGCUAUGCAUGGCGUCAAACCGCUUCGGUGGUCCUUUUCAAUUCCACAGACGAUCAACUCUGUCUCACAAUCACACCAAAUAAUAACAAUUCACAUAUCACAUACAACACCCAAACCUCCACCCAAUUAUUUUAUCCAAUUGGCACAACAGCUGCUCUGAAUUGUCCGCAAGGAUAUAUUGGAACCGGGCCAAGUAAUAUUGUUUGCACAAAAAAUGGAUGGUAUCCGAAGGUGGGAUUGGGUCAAUGUGUCAAACAGACUUUGAUGGUUCUUGGUGCUAGCAGCAAUCCUCAAAGUGAUAGUGUAACUCAAGACGCCUGCCUUAUUCCCAGCUCUGUUCCAAAUGGAAAUAUCGUUUACUCCGCCAACGUGGCAAAUAUAUCAAUUUCAAUGAAUCUCGUCCCAACAGCAACCCGAGCAAGUGUCCUUUGCAACAUCGGAUUUGUCCCCUCCACCUCUGUCACUUCUUCGAAAUGCAUAGAAUCCACGUGGCAACCUGCACUACCCUCCUGUUUAUCGAUUUUCAACAUCAAAUGUCCGAUCUUGAGCUCACCGAGAAAUGGUGAACUUGUAUUCUCGAAUAGCACUUCGGACCCAUAUGCACUUGGCUCCACUAUAAAUCUGGUUUGCAACCGACAUUAUUUUGGGGUGGGAAAUGUUACUGCAGAAUGUAUUACUGGUGGAUGGGAUCGAAAAUUGGGAAAAUGCGAGCCGGUCGGAUACAGGGCCAGUUAACUUUUUGUUUGCUUUGUUUGAUAUGUGUAUUGUGACUGUUCAUCUUUCAAUACGAAAGUCUAGAGAUUUUCUAUACCAAAAAUAAUGAUUUCAUUUUAGAAUAUCAGAGUUCGUCGACAGGUUUGUCAUUUGCUUAUUCAGUUAGCUUUUUCUUUCACUAUCUCUAUCUAUUCAACACUAACUUUUUCAUUUCCUUUAGCAAUUUCACCAAAAUUCAAUCUACCUCGAAUUCUUUCAGACUACAAAUGGUACCUCCUGUUCUGCUCUUACAACAAGUACAAAUGGAAAUUUGCUCUACAUGCAAGCAAAUUUGAUCUCUUUGUAUAGCUCGGGAACCACCGCUUAUCUGAUGUGUAACCUGGGAUACUCCCUAUCCGGUUCAAUUUCAACCCUUUGCACAAAUGGAGUAUGGUCGCCAACGAUUGGAACUUGUACCUCAACAACUGGUGUGACUAGUUCAACAGGAAUAACUUGUACUAAUCCAACAGUUCUGAAUGGCGCCAUAACCUAUAGCACUGGCACAAUUUUUGAUGCCACUAGAUCAACUGGAACAGUAGCUACAUUGACGUGUAAUGUUGGAUAUACUGCAAGUGGAACGACUAGUUCAACAUGUUCAAGUGGAUCCUGGUCUCCUUCCCUCGGAGCUUGUGUAUCUUCAACAUCUUCAUCGACAACUGGAUCUUGCACAAAUCCAACUGUUACAAAUGGUGUUGUGAGCUAUAAUUCUGGAUCUUCACUAGAAUCAACAAAAUCUAGUGGCACCCUCGCAACUCUCACUUGUAAUUCAGGAUAUACCGUGAGUGGAACAACAAGUGCAACCUGUUUGAGUGGAACAUGGUUUCCAACCCUUGGAACCUGCUCACUUUCUACAACAUCUUCCACAGGGACAUGCACAAACCCAACUGUCACAAAUGGUGUAAUCAGCUACUCCUCCGGUUCAACUAUUGAAUCAACAAAAUCUAGCGGAACAGUUGCCACGCUGACCUGUAGUUCGGGCUAUACUUCAAGUGGAACUGCUAGCUCAACUUGUGUUAGUGGAACUUGGUUUCCAGCUCUUGGCACAUGCACAUCAUCUUCAGGAACAACUGGAACUUGCACAAACCCAACAGUCCUUUAUGGAGUUAUAACAUAUAGCUCAGGAACAGCAUUGGAAACUACAAAAUCUAGUGGAACUAUUGCAACAUUGACUUGCGAUGCAGGAUUCACAGUUAGUGGAACUACUAGCUCAACAUGCUCAAGUGGGACUUGGUCACCUUCUCUAGGAACUUGUAAUUUGGGAUCAAUUUCAACAACAACAAAUUGUACAGAUCCAACAGUUCUCAACGGAGUCAUCACAUACAGUUCAGGAACUUCACUUCAAGCUACAAAAACUAGUGGAACGACAGCUACUCUAACCUGCAAUUCAGGUUAUACCUCAAGUGGAACAACAACUUCUACAUGUUUGAGUGGAUCAUGGUUCCCUGCUCUUGGAACUUGUUUAACCUCUUCCUCAUCAACAACUGGAACUUGCAUAAAUCCAACAGUUCUCUAUGGAACUAUUAUCUACAGUUCUGGAAGUGCAUUAGAAGCCACAAAGUCCAGUGGAACUGUUGCUACCUUGACAUGUCCUAGCGGUUUUACAACAAGUGGUACUACUAGUUCGACGUGUACUAGUGGUUCGUGGUAUCCAACCUUAGGAACUUGUAAUUUGGGAAGCUCAACUGGAACAAAUUGCACAAAUCCAACAGUUACCAAUGGAGUGGUAACUUAUAAUCAAGGAUCAGCUCUUGAGGUUAGCUUUUAGAUGAUAUAACAUUCAAAAUCAAAUUUUUCAGACCACGAAAAUCUCUGGAACUACUGCUACUGUCACUUGCAAUCUUGGUUAUAGUCUCUCUGGAAAUUCUCAAACUAUCUGCACUUCUGGCACAUGGUCUCCAACAAUCGGAACUUGUAAUUUGGGAUCAUCUUCAACAACGGGAACUUGUACAAAUCCAACAGUUACGAAUGGAAUUGUCACAUAUACUUCUGGAACUUCUGCCGAAUCAACAAAGGCAAGUGGAACAAUUGCUUCACUGACUUGUAACUCGGGAUAUACUUCAAGUGGGACUGUUUCAUCGACAUGUCUGAGUGGAACGUGGUAUCCCUCACUUGGAACGUGCUCUUCCUCAUCUUCUUCCGCAACUUGCACAGUUCCCACAGUCACUAAUGGUGUCAUCACUUUUAAUCAAGGCAACUUCUGGGAGACAACAAGACCAUCAGGAACAACAGCAACUGUCACAUGUAAUCUCGGAUAUACUUUGAGUGGAAAUUCACAAACGAGUUGUGAAAGUGGAAUUUGGUCGCCAACUUUGGGAACUUGUGUAUCCUCAACAGGAAGUACAGUUAGCUCAACUCUUCAAUGCACAAUGAUGUUUGCCCCACUUUAUGGAAGUGUCACUUAUUCAACUGGAAGUACUAUCGGACCGUUCGCAAGUGGAACUGUUGCAACGGCAACUUGUACAAAUGGUGGAGCAGUUAGUGGAACAAGCACCGCAACAUGCACAAAUGGAAUGUGGUCGCCGAGUUUCUUUGGAACAUGCUCAUUAGUGAGCAGUUCUACCACAACAAAUUGCAGCGCGUUGACAGUUCCUAGCGGAGCACAAGCAACCUAUCUUCCAUUGAGUUUAAGCACAACGAGUUUUGCAUCUGGAACUGUUGCGACAGUAACAUGUACAUCAACCGGGGCAUCGUUAGGAACAUCAACUUGCACAAAUGGAGUAUGGUCGAAUAGUAUUACAGCAAGUUGCUCAGGCGAAUGCUCAAGUCUAACUCGACCCACUGGAGAGACAGUGUAUUACAAUAAUGCCAUCAGUCUCGCUUCUACUCACACCUCGGGAACCGUCGCCAGAAUCAUCUGCUCAAACGGAACACAACUUGCCACAACAACAUGUUCAAGUGGAACUUGGAGUCCAACAAUUACAACAACAUGCUCUGGAACUUCUGUUAGUUGCUCGAGCGCUCCAACAUAUCCAACCGGCGCAACAAUCACAUAUUCUUCUGGAUACUUUGCACCAUUUGCAAGUGGUACAACAGCAACAAUGACAUGUCCUGUGGGUCAAACCGCUAGCGGCACAACUAUAUCUUAUUGUAUGAGUGGAAUAUGGACACCAACAUUGGGAACUUGCUCUGGAACAAGUUCAUCGACUUCCGGUGAGUGUGGGGUGAGAAUUCAGAAAUGAAGAAUGUAUUUUGUGUUACCCACCUUUGGGUAAUGAAUGGAUGAGUUAAAACUAAGAGACAGAUCAAAAAGAUUUCAAACUUGAAAAAUAAAAUAAUCACCGCAUGACCUAAAGUAUUCCCGCAUGAAACAUCCCCCUUCCAGCAGUAUGUUACACUUUACCAACUGCACCUUUGAAUUCCCAAUUGAUCGUUUCGUCUAACUCAACUGCCCCCUACACCAAUGGCACAAUAGUUUCCACAAAAUGCAAUACUGGCUAUACCAUCAGUGGGCUGAUAACCAAUUCCACUUGCAUAAAUGGAUCAUUCACAACAAUUUCCGCACUUUGUGUUGUCUGAUAUGUUUUCUGUUAUGAUAAACGUGUUAAUAAAUUUCUUUAAUAAAUAAAAACUAGUUUCUUAGGUUGUACCCCUCUCAAUGUUUUGUCUGGCACCGUCACCAAUGGUCAUAUGACCUAUUCGCCUAGUCUCACUUCACUCGUCCCAAUAGGAACUGCAGUUAGUGUAACUUGCAAUACUGGUUAUACAAUCCAAGGAACUUCUUAUUCAACAUGCACAUCUUCCGGAUGGUCGCCGAAUUCUGUAGGAAGUUGUAUUUCUUGUAAGUGUUGUGUUUGGGAAGUAUAUUAGAUAAGCUAAAUUUUUAAAGCUUCACUUAGCUGCUUUGCAAUGUCAACACCAACCUAUGGAACUCUCACAUACAGCAAUACCAGCGGAACCCUUUCAUAUAUUAGUGUAUGUGAAGCACUUUAUCUUAGAAUCUCACAAAAUCUCUUUAGGGCACCACAGUUACACUAACUUGUGAAACAAGUUACACAGCUACCGGCGGAUCAACCUAUGCAAUUUGUCAGAAUGGUGCUUGGACACCAACAAAUCUAGCCACUUGCCAAAGGACUUCUGCAGGUUAAAAAGAGGAUCAGGGGAAGGAAAUAUUUAAACGCAGGCUUUAACACUGUGUCUAAUUGGGCGCAAAUCAAAAUUUUUGAAAUUCGAUUUUCAGCGGUGAUUGGAACUGGAACUUCUACUACAACAAGUUGUGCCCUGGGAAUUGGCGGUGUUUUGAAUGGAAAUUUGGUGUAUUCCAAUGUGAGUUAGGAAUUCCAAGAGUUUAUUGCCUUUCUCUCCAAACAAAACCAAUUUUCAGAAUAGCCCACUUGGUCCGUAUCCUCAACUCACCGUGGCUACUGCCACGUGUAAUACCGGCUUUAUCGCUUCCGGAACUAUGUCAAGCACAUGUGUAAAUGGGGCAUGGUCUCCAACCUCUCUAGGAACCUGCACUCUCUCCACCUCUGGCUCAACUUCAACAUCUACGCUAACCUGUGCCAAAAUGGGGAAUCCAUUAUCCGGAACUCUUUUAUACAGUGCUCUUGGGGAUGGACCAUAUGCCUCUGGAACCACCGCAACAUUGAUAUGUAAUCUUGGAACAAGAGUGAGUGGUAACUCUGUUUCAACGUGUACAAAUGGUGUCUGGUCAUCAUUGCCCGGAGUUUGUAUAUCUGCUUUACUUCGCAAACCAGCGGAUAACAAUAACAUCCAAGAGGACGAUGAUCCGAAGAAGCUUAUAACUACCCUCGAGCAAAUUUCGGGAGAUGUGUGUCCGCCACCAAUCGCACCAGCCUAUGGUGAAAUCACAUUCUCCGAUCAAUCUGUGAACCAUACAUUUGCCGAGGGAACCACGGCGGCUCUCAAGUGUAAUCUCGCCUACAAACCUAGCGGUGCCUCAUUUUCCACUUGUCACCGAGGAUCAUUCCGACCCAUUUUGGGAAAAUGCAGACACGAUGGUGGAGAGGAUAGCCAUCAUAGUGGAAUUUGUGUGCCAUUGUCGCCACCAAAAAAUUCAAGGGUAAGUAAAGAUUCGGGAGAGCGAUGUGAAAUAGUCUAACCCAAAAUUUCUAUUCAACUUCAUUCCAGAUAGUCUACAUUCAAACCGGUUCCUCAUUGGAUUUUGAGGACGGAACAACCGCUUUAUUAUACUGCGAGGAGAAUUUUGCGGUAACCGGCACUGCCACGUUGCAAUGUCAAGGUGGACAAUGGGAACCGGCUAGUGGUUUUGGAAUGUGUGAUAAUAUUUGA
This is a messenger RNA of Caenorhabditis angaria, 6842 nucleotides long. NCBI's taxonomy places the organism in Eukaryota, Metazoa, Nematoda, Chromadorea, Rhabditida, Rhabditidae. The record is from the annotation of a GenBank genome assembly.